Hemibagrus wyckioides is the source of this 1461-nucleotide messenger RNA. RefSeq names its product FKBP prolyl isomerase like (gene fkbpl). The transcript has 3 exons. Gene Ontology annotation, molecular function: protein binding. NCBI's taxonomy places the organism in Eukaryota, Metazoa, Chordata, Actinopteri, Siluriformes, Bagridae. The record is from RefSeq and is a predicted model, not a curated record. Bases 142 to 1236 code for a protein of 364 amino acids.
CAGACCGACAGGUGGCGCUAAAGCGACUGUCUUAAACACUGGCGUCGAAGUGGCGGUUGUGGGAUUCAACAACAUGACCGGCUAGCUUGCUGUGUUAGCCAGCUACACGUCUUUUUGAUCAUUAAAUAGGUCUCUUUAGAAAUGGCCACAGAACCUGAGAGAGAAGAACAGGUGAGGAGUGAAGCCUCCUGGACAUCAGUGAGUCCUAGUGGACUUUGGGAGGUACACAGAAGGUGGGAAGUGGAGAGAAAGCAAGGAGAUGACACUCCUCUAUUAGGAUCCAUCUGCAACAUCAGGGUGCGUCUCAAAAGCCACACAGAAGAUAAUACCCAGCCUCUUAGCUCAGAUGAACCAGUGCUGGGAGUUAGUGACGGUGCUGUGCAGGUCACAGAGCAUCCUCGCUCACAGGAUUCAGUGCUCCAGGUUCCACUGGACAGGUGGAUUGUGCUGCGGAUGGGAGAGGGGCAGUGUGACAUCGUAGAGAGCUGUUUGGAAGGAAUGAGGGCUGGAGAGGUCUGUGAGUUCACAGUAAGGCCCCAUGAACAGGAUUUGAAAAUGGCACCUAGUCCGAUUCAUGCUGCCCGGUUAGAGAAGACAGGAAAGGAAGGAGAGACAAAUAGUGAGUGUUUUUCUCUGCAGCUCCACUCAUUCACUCCAGGGAAGGAGUCCUGGCAGAUGCUCCCUACAGAGAAGUGGACCUGGGUGCUGUCCUACAAGCAGCGGGGCAGUCAGCGUUUCAGCAGCGGAGACAUUUGGGGAGCAAUGCAUUCUUACUGCUGUGCUGUUAAGCUGCUCAUCACUCUAAAGGCACAUACCAAAGGGAAAGACGGCAUUCCUGAUGUUGAUGGAACCAGGGCCUGUCAUAAUGAAAGUGACUUAAAUAGACAGACAGAGACAAAAAGCACAGGCAUCCAAACUGAGGAGUACAGGACUAUGAAAGCAGAACUCCAUUCUAAUCUUUCACUAUGUCAGCUUAGGCUUGGCCAGCCAGCAAAAGCUAAGGACAGCAGCAGCAAAGCCACUGCACUGGAUCCAGCGAACUUUAAAGCCUGGUAUCGCCUUGGCCAGGCCUGUCUGCAGUUGGAAGAUUUUGCAGAAGCACGUCAAGCUUUUGGCAAAGUCCUAGAACUCCAGCCAGGUUCUGCCUCUGCCCAAAAUGCCUUAAAACAAGUAAAUGCAAAGGCAAAAGAGUUUGACAGUAAGCUUGGGCAAAGGCUAAGCAAAAUGUUUACCUAAUGAUCUGCAGAAAUGUGGACAUGAAUAUAAUUAUUCAAGACAAGUGUGAACAUAUGAACAGCCCACGCACGGUGUGUCCUAAAAUCAGUAUAUCCAAAAAUAUACAGCACUAGAAGCUCGUGCAGUGAUGCAGUGAAUUAUAUCGCAAAAUAUAUUGCUCUAUGCAUGGUGGUUGUAUUUUAUUUGUAUGCUGAACAAAUAGCAAUAAAACUAUUUAUAUACGUG